Messenger RNA from Diceros bicornis minor, 8807 nucleotides. It is a transcript of the gene TUG1, whose product is annotated as taurine up-regulated 1. The transcript is spliced from 4 exons. The coding region runs from base 1 to 699 and encodes 232 amino acids. The record is from RefSeq and is a predicted model, not a curated record. NCBI's taxonomy places the organism in Eukaryota, Metazoa, Chordata, Mammalia, Perissodactyla, Rhinocerotidae.
AUGUCUUCGCCACCAAUGAUUGCAGGAUCCUUAAAAGGGCCCCCGACUGGACUGCCCCGCCGCCGCUGCCGGAGCCGCCACCGCCACCUCAGCCACGGCUUUGUCUCCGCUAGUGCACACAACGAGGGCCGCCUCGCGCACUCCCCGACGCCCCAAGCCCCCGAGGCCUCCGCGGCGCAUUCGACCAAUCACAGAGCCGCAGCUCCUCCCGCCCCCGCCCUGAUGCGACGCCUCUUGAUUGAAGCCCUGGCGCGCCCUCCCCCCCUCCCCGGUCUGGUAGGGCGAAGGAGCGGGCGCGCGGUCGAUCGAGCGAUCGGUUGGCGGCUCUUUCUCCUGCUCUGGCAUCCAGCUCUUGGGGCGCAGGCCCGGCCGCCGCGGCGCGCGCCCGGUGGCCGUUGGCGCUCGCGCCGCGUCUUUCUUCUCGUACGCAGAACUCGGGCGGCGGCCUAUGCGUUUGCGAUUCGACGAGGAGUCGUCCGGGUGGUCGGCGGCGGCGGGCAGCUGCUCCGCCCCGCUCCCGGGGAGGCGGCGGCGGCGGGAUUUGGCGCGGCUGGGGAGGCGGGGGCGGCCGGGGCUGGCCUGGAGGCCUGGCGCCACCCUUCGGGGCCUGCAAGAACCCAGUUGGGGGGGCAGGAGGGGGCCGGGGGAUGGUUGGUGGUGGGCUUUCUACUUUGUCUUUUUCUGCUUAUGCCGCCUUAGUGAGGGGCAGGAGCUCUGGCGGCAGCUCCGGGGUGGGGAGACAAGCUCCGGAGUCGGAAGAGCUGGGUUUGCUUCCGGGCCUAGCCACCAGCUGGCCGAGUGACCUUAGGCAAGUCACUCUGUAAUUUUCUGCGCCUCAGUUUCCUCCUACUCCUGUCCAUGUUUGUGGGAUUGAAAGCGCUUUGUAAACUAUAAAGCAUCGGUGUUCGUAAGGGAUGAUUAUUGUUUGUAAUGGUUUUUUUUUAGUUGUAAGAAAACUUAAUUGCCCAAUCCUUGGAUUUUGAACCUGGGAACCUUGGAUUGGAGUUGGAGAUCCGCAAACUCCCUGAAAUUGUAUGCAGAAAUUACUGGAAGUGUGUAUUUUAGGGGAAUGAGGAUCCACCGCCAGCAAGUUUUCAAGGGGGGCUGUGACCCAGAGAGUUAAGAACCGCAAUUCCUUUAUGCUACGGGGAGGAAACUGAGGCCUAGAUGUCAUUUGGGACCCUUCACAACCAAUUUGAAACCCCCGUUUGAAUCCCUGGGAUAUGUGAGCUGUUUCUAUGCAUAAUGGAUAUUCGGGGUAACCACACUCCACUGUUUGGCUUCUAUUUUGAGUCUUGUCUUUUCACCAUGGGGUGCCUGAAGGGUGGCUGAUUCUUAUGGUACAGUGGCACCCAAUAUAAAGCAGCUAAAACUAGGAGUGAAUGUGUUUUCUAGUGUCAAGAAGCCUAUUUAAUCUUUGGCCCAACAGCUCUUUGUUUUUUGCUGCUUGUACUGGUGCCUGACUACCUUUCUGACUUGCAUUGACCAUUUUCCACGACCAUAGUUGCUAUCCGUCACUUGCUCCUAUUUUAUAUUCCUAGUCUGUGUGGUUGCUAGUGAGCGGGCUUAUCUUUAAAUGGUGCUGCCCAGUCCAGCUAAUUAAUGGUGCAGGUGGAUUUUUUAGCAGACUGGCUCCCUGGAACAGACUGAACCAGGCGUGGAAUUCCUGAAGAUGUUUGGGAGUUUGUCCUUAUUAAUUGAAAGUUAACGUUUUCUGAAAAGUUUUGUUAGAACUUCUGCUGAACCUCAAAAUCAGUAGAUUUGAGAGUAUUUCAAAGCUUAACUUUUUCCUGGCGUGCUUUGUAUUCUAUUUGCUUACAAGUGUGUUACUAAGAUGGCCAAAAUGCCAGUUUUUGCUUCUUUGUUAAUUGUCAGCUGCUUUUAUCAAAUUCCAGGCUAUUAUCCAGCAAACACUAUAGGAAUGUUUGAACAGUUGGAUUUCAAACAUUUGCGUGUUGUGGAGUGGUGCUUACCAGUGGUACAGCUCUGAGCAAGUGAACACAAACACAUUUAAGUGUAUUUUGUCUGGUUAGGUGUUAGCCAGUUCUGCUGUUUCAUACAAAUGUCUGAAAAAAUCAAUUGACUAUUCCCUUUACCUGAAGGGCAGAGACUAAUGAUCUCACUUCCAGAGAAAUGACUUUUUUGGAGAAAAAUGUGUUGUUCUUUUAGCUCUUUUGUAAUUAAAUCUGGAGGUACCUCAAAAGAAUCUUAAAAGACUGUGGUGAUAAGACGCUUUCCUCAGGAGAAAGGAGGAAAAAAACAACUGGAACUUUAAGCUUGAAAUUCUGUGACAGAAGUGAGAUGUCCAGGAUAGGAGGUUGAAAGGGUUUCACUACAGUGUUCUGCACUAGCUGAAGCAGAUGUCUUUCAGUGUAGCCACGGCGUGGAUUCCAGAUUUUCAAGAACUGAACCUGAGACCUGGAAGAGCUCAUCAGGAUGUGGCAGGAACUCUGGAACUGGAUAUUUUAUUUUUGAAUUUUGAGACUAUUGACCUUGCUUUGAGAAAAGAGACGACUGAGCAAGCACUGCCACCAGCACUGUUACUGGGAAUUCGAACACCUGAGUUUCUGCCAGACCAUUGGUGCAAACUCUGGCAACACUCCAUCCAAAGUGAACUACGUCCUGUGCCUCCUGAUUGCUGAGGGUUCACCUGGAUCUUCUGACCACCUUCCUUGUGCUGUUCUAUCAGUCUACAGAUCUGGUACCUGGAUGUUUUGCCCAUGGUAAUUCCUGCCACCUUACUGCUGAAGAAGACACCAUUCCAAUGGACACUGUGACCCAAGAGGCAUUCAGCCAUCAUGAUGUGGCCUUCACCUCCACUCCUGUCCUGGUCUACCCAGAUUCAGCACAGCCUUUUAUAGUAAAGUCAGACUCCUCAAGUCAAAUAGCUGAAGCUGUUUUAUCACAACAAAGGCCCAGUUUGUUCCUUGAGUGUGCAUUUCGUUUCUUCAGUUAAAGCCUUCAGAGACACAUAAUAAAUUUGGACCAGGGACUUUUAGUUAUCAACACUGUCAGAAGAAUGGCAACAUCUUUUUGAGAACAACAUUGGACCACACCCCACAAUCUCCAAUGAUUAAAGUUCGUGAAGUGUCUAGGAUCCCAUCCAGAUCACUGGACCCUAUCCUUUUUCCACUUCAAAUCUGUAGUAGCCUACUGAAUGAGAAGGCAGAUAUUCUAACCCACUGGGAUUAAAACAAAGGCACAAUGAACUCCUCAUAGCAUCUUCUUUGGGAUUACUCAGGAACCAGACUUUUCACACAAAUGUAAGAAUUUCUACCAAGGAAUCCCUUUAUCUAACAGCAUCUCACAAAGCUCCAAUCAGAUUCCAGAAAAGGCCUCUUGAUACAUCCAGGUAGAACCUAUAUGGCAAUCCCUUAUGUUUAUAUAGCACUUUACAGUUUCAAAGCACUUUUAUUUGCAUUAACUUUAUUUAAUUAUCAAAAUAACAAAUUAUAAUCCCUUUUUGCAAAUGAGGAAAUGGAAACUUAAAAGGUUAUCCAAGGUGACACAGCUACAGAGUGAUGGAGGCCAGGCCUUCUGACUCCCAGUCCAGUUCUCUCCUUGGAAUUAACUUAGCCUCUACUUUACCUGCAGUAUUAGAAUGACUGGAGAUUGGGAACCCCAGAAAAGUGUCCAUUUUCCUGAUCUGGUGCCCUCAAUCAGUCAGGAUGUCAUAAAUGUAAUCUUAUGAUAGCUGCUACUAGACCAGAAUCACAUGACAACACCCCUAAGGUUUAGAAGCAGACUUUCUCCUUGGUGGUAGAUUGUCCAGUCAACAAGGAACAUGAUCAUCUGACAAAAGGCUACCCAGCAUAAAACACAAAGCUACUUUUAGAUUUCUCAUCCAUCUUCAUGGUUUUCCCAAAGGUGGCCUAAUUCAUUGGGGAUCCCUGUUCAUGUCUUGUCCUCUUUUUUUUCACAGUCAUAUUAAUAGUCUUGGACACCAAGAUCUUAUCUAUGGUCCUCUGUCCCCAAACUAAUAUUUACACAGAAUGAGCCAUCCAUUUUUUUAGAGCAGUACUGUUCACACUGUGUGUGUGUGUGUGUGUGUGUGUAUGUGUGUGUGUUAUGUAUGAUAUAUACAUAUAUGUAGAGAGCUUUUGUAGUCUAUUAACGUAGGAAAUAUUGUAAAACGUAUCCCCUUCCCUGAUUCAUAGUGCAGUGUAGUGUAUUAAAGGAUUUCAGAAGGCUUGCAGCAAAGAGCCUCAUUUAGCUGUUUAGCCCAGUGUGUCCUAAGUUUAAUCAAGCACAGAAUGUUACUUUUGCAGCAUUCCUUUUAAUGGAGUGGGGAAACUGCUCUAAAGUGUUAGAGCCCCUGCUUCAUGAUUGCCAACAGAUUGCCCUGGAGACCCAGGAAUAAAUGGGAUCUUUGAAACCCCCUUUUUCUUACUUUGUCAGUAACUGCUUGAAUUGGUAUGUCUUCAUCAUCUGGGUCCUUCAUCUUGAUCAUUACCUUUAUUUUCUGUCAAAGGAACCUCUAGAAGAUUUGUGGGGAUACGUGGGAGGGAAAUGGGGAAAAGUUAAUUCUGUCCCCAAAUUGGGUGAAUUCCAUGACAUUUAGCAAUAUAUUUCUCUGUUACUGGAAUUGUGCUGUAAACCUAGUUCGAGGGCAUUGCAUCUCAGAUGGGUAAGGAGACUGGGAAGGGAAGGGAGCAGGAGAAGGAUGGAGAAAAUGUGAAGGAGGGGUGAGAAGGAGAUAUUUUUUCUUAGAAUUUGAGUUGUGGCCCAUUCAGAUCUUAUCAGCGCUUGAAGAGAAGUCAUCCAGCCAUGGACUUCCUUGGCGUAGUAUUUACAGAGAAAUGAAGGCAUUUUGCAGCUGUAUACUGACUAAAAACCCCAGUGCUAUUGUCACUUAAAACCGAUAGCCUUGUUCUAUGAUAGUCACUUAAGUGUUCAAUUUCAGGUCAUCAAUUUCUAGUAGACUUGAAUGUUAAUUUCAUCAUUCUGUAAUGUGGCCCACAUUAGGGAAAGAAUGAAUAGGAAAACACCUUGGCUUACCACAGGCUUUGCUCACAUAGUUUCUGGUUUCUGUGACCUAUUUUUUGUAUUUCAGCAUUUUGUGAACAACUUAUUCUUAGAUCAUUGGUUUUCCAAAGGCUUUGUGGCCGUGAAGCCCUUUGAAUGAAAACUAUGUGGAAGCCCAGAGUAAAAGUGAAGCUGCUCUGGAUGAAGCAGGAGUGGGGGGCCUGAAAACUGCAACAAGCAUCUUCCUUUACCACCAUGAUGACACCUAAGGAGACUUCUUUACAACACCUAGAAUUCUUCAGAACACAGUUUGAAAACCACUGCCCUAGACAGCAAUAUGUUCGAACUGAAUGACAUUUUCAUCAGUACCUCUGCCCAACAUAGUCCAAGUUCAGUUGAUGCUGAACAUUCUAAGGAAUACUUACUGUGGGCAACUCAGAAAAGUGCAAGAAGAUGGGCAUAUCUUUGCCCCCCCACCCCCACCCCAGAGUCAUAUGGGCUGAAAGUGGUAUCAAAUGGACCUAGACUGACAGCCCUAUGCCCCUAAAUGGACUUCCAGUGAUUCCUGGGAUUGGAUAUAGCCAGAGAGCAAUUCGUACAUACUCGACACUGACAAACCCCUUGACUCAACUUUUUUCACAAACACCAGAUGCUGUAGUGGUACUUGAAAUACAUGACUUUGAAGUCUUGAUCCUCCUUAGAUACCUGAAUUGCCAGAUGUUGAAGCUGAUAUUGAAGUUGAUGCCUCACUGAGGCCAUAUUAGACUGACUUGUACAUUGAGCCUCCCAUCAUCAUCAGCCAUGGUACUGUACUUCGUGUGCAAGGGAUAACCAUUAACUAUGAAAGCAGAAUUCAAAUACUGGUAACGUUACUAAAAGGGUACCUGGUUAUCAUUCAUCUUAUUCUCAAACUGCAAGUCACUAUGACUCUACCAGUGACAGUUACACUGCUCCUUGGUUUUUAUUCAGUUUAACUGCUGUUUCCAAGAUAAAUGAGCUAAUAACGGUAAAAAAAAAAAAAAAAGCUGAAACAAUUUCUCCAUCACUGGCAUUUCUGCCUGUUCUGCUCCAAAGUUAUGAAUACUCAGCUCUAACUGCAUGUAACCCCUGAUCCACAAGAGACAGUCUUUGAACAUUCUUACUCGUGUGUGUGAUUUAAAAUGUGGCCAUGUGGAAAAUUUUCUUCUAGCCAACGAGAGAUGUUUUAAGAUAGAUCUUUUGAUGUCUGGUACCAUCAACUGUAGAUGUUAGGGAUAUUUGGAGCUAGGCCUUUUGGCCAGGCCAUGAUGGCUUACUUGCUUGGCAUCUCAAAUUGCGUAUCAUCUACCUUUUUGCUGGAAAUGUAGACUGACUUGAAAAAAAUCUACAAAGGCUGCAGCUAAGUAUUUUACCAGUAGACUGAAAGGCUUCCUUAUUGUCACAAGACCACAGUCCCUUGUCCUUGUGGAUGUUUUAAUGGAAUUUCAUCUGUCUUGAUGCUGUUGUUUCACACUGAUUCAGAGUGGCUGACUUCAUUCCUUGCCAUGAGAUACUCUCAGGCAUUAAGACAAUUUAUCGCUUUCUGCAGGAAGGAUUCGAUUCACGAACUCACAGACCAAAUCACGUCAAACGAGUCAACUUUGAUUUGUGUCAUGAGAAAACCUCAUUCCUUUACUUCACAGUCAACUUAAGGACCAGCUGUCCUUAACUGCUUUAAUGAAUGCACUGGUUAAAUGUUGGGAAAGGUUUCUUUAUAUCUUUGUCUCUUAUCCUCUAGACUAAUUGUGAUUAUGUGACUUGGUCUACAAAUCAUCAAACAAGGCCUAAGUCUGGUUACUCUAGACGUUCACCCUCAACAAAUAAAAAAUCUGAUGACUAGCCUGCUUGUAUACACAACUACUAUUUGUAAAGAAAAAAUUAUCAACAAACUCAGUUUUUCUACUAUCUUCAAAACAUCAGCUCAAUUUUAUCUUUCUCCCGUCCUUUACAGGAAAAGACAUUGAUCUGCACUGCCAGUCAUUCCCUUUAAUCCUGUCAAACUCAUUCAAAAUGAGGGGCUUAAGGUGAGGAUGAUCAUCUGUUCGAGAGUCUAAUGAAUGCUGUGUGUAAGAAUUGAUGGUUGACAAAGCAAAAAGCCUAAUACUCAAACCUAGCAUCUUGCCUACUAUCUCCAUGCCUCAGAUCUGAUCUGAGUCUUUCAGCAGCAGCAUCCAACCAGUCUGAGGCCUUGAGUUAUUUAUAAGAUGAUUCUCAGAGAUGGGCUGAGUUAAAGAGGAUGGAGACUUGAUUACCAAAGAAAGUAGGGCCAACCUUGGUGCACCUGCCUCUCCCAACCUUAUAACUCCCAGAUGUAGCAUAGACUCCCAAACAGAACCUCAAGUCUGAAGUGAGGAUAAAGCCUUUUCCUGAGCUGAAAGUUCUUGGGCAGAUGAACAGGAAAAUGAAAGCUGCUGUACCUGACUGGUCUUUUAAGAUCAGAAAAAUGUAUCCAGAGUAAACCCUAUGGAUUAACCCUGGAGUGCUUAGGGUAAAAACUAAUUUACAGAGCUUCGAUAGUAAUCUUCCUGUUCUUCCAGAUCAUAUUCCAGCUAAUGGUAUGGCUGGCCCUGCUGAAGCUUCCACUUGCCUGUUUACCUGAUUCAGCCCUUGCCUGCCUUUUUUGACAUGUUGCUGGAAUAAAACUGGCUAUGCUUGACAAGACUGCAAGUGAUCUUAGCCUAUCUUAUACCCAGUUCUGCCAAGGAGUUGAACAGAAGCAAGCUGCACCUCACCCUACCAGGACUUAAUGUUCACAACAGGAAGGACCAUACUGUAUAUUCCUUGACUAGCAGUUUUGUUUUUUUUAAGUGUAGAGUAAGCCCUCUAUGCCUAUAUUUGAUCAUUUUCAGCACCUGUGGCCCCUUUUACCAGCUCUGAAGGAGCACAGCAGAUCGAAAGCACUGUCCAUUUCCUCUCUUCUGCAGUAAUAUAGAGAUAAGUCUGAUUCACCAGUACUCACACAAAUGUACCAGUUCACCUUGGCAAAAUACUUAAAAGACCACAAGAAAACUUUUCCACUGAACUUAAAAUUUACCACUGACUUGAAUAGCCUCGCAGAACUAUUUGCCAGUGGGAGGCUAGUUGUCCUGGUUUUUGUCAGCAAGAUGGUUGGGCUCUCAGACUCAUGACCACUGAGUUUACUUGUAUUGAAACUGUUGUAUCAUUUAAAGUAUGCUAUUGGACAUGAUUAUUUCAUCCAAAUGGAUUACAAACUUCCUGCAUACAGGACGAACUUACUCCUCAUGAUGUUUUGUCAGAAUAUUAUUAUUGAAGAAGUAACAAUGCCAGCUGUUACCAUCAACUUUAUGAGGAGAGAUUAAACUUUUUCGGUAUCUGGUCUUAUCAUUGACAUCACUUGUUUUUGAUUGACCAGCAUCCAUUCCAUCUCUUUGUAACAACUCCCUGAUGUUUCUUGGAACCAUCUCUUCCUAUUCAGUCCACGUGGUUCAGACCUGAUCAAUCAGCAUAGUCCAUCUCCUUGACCAUAGUGAUUGAUUCAGGAAUGUUCAUGUGGUUCAAGUUGGUCUAGUGAUACUGAAGCCUAGGAGUUUUACUGAACUGUGAAGGAGGAGAAGCUUAGAAGCUCUCUAUACUGAGGUCGCUUAGCUUUGUAGAAUGAAAGGCUCAAACCACCAGGGCCCACCAUAUCAAAUGAGCCAGUCAGAGAAUGAAGCCAGUGCAGAAGAAAGCAGAGCCAAAUGAUGGAGAGACUUGAGUCCUGAUGACAAUGUUUGUGCCCCUGGAUCCAACCGUGCCUGAAGCUAGUAUAUCCCCUGGACUUUUCAGUUAUGUGAACCAAUAAAUACCCUUUUUUGCUUAAGUUA